UGUCUGUAGUGAUCGCAAAAGUGUGGUGUUGCGUCGUCUCUUGUUUUUAUUAUUAUUAACUAUUUGAAGAAAUAAAGUUCAUCACUGGCAAAAUGGGGAAUUAUUUUACUAUAAACAUGGAAGAAAAUUUCAAAAAGAAUCAAGAUUUUAUUCAGACAAUUAAUAAAAUCAAGAUGGAAAGACAGAUUCAGUUACAAUAUCAACUGCAAGAGCGACAAAUGGCAAUGCAAAUUGCUAAAAAUAGAGAUACAUGUCUUUGGAUGACAACUUUUUACAUUACCGCAGCCACUGGUUUAUUCACAGGACUCAGGAGGUAUUCAAUAAUUUUCAGGAGAACAAAGAGGCCCUACCUUCUGAUGCCACUAAUACCCCUUACCUUUGUGACCCUUUACUAUUGGGACCUUGCAUACGGAAACAAGAUUCAUAGGAUUAGAAUGGAAGCUGAACACAUCAUGACCCACGAAGCCGAGUAUCUGGAGUGGCCGUGCGGUCUCCCAUCUCCUUCUUCCGUCGACAUCGGACGCGAAGACGAGGAGGAGAAAAAACGAAUUCAUCCACCACUGUUAUAAACUGUUCAUAACACAAUGUUCAGGCCUGUGCCUUUAGCUUUGUAGUUGAAAAAGCGUUUAAAAUGAAAUGUCUCAGUUAGAGGAUAUCCGUAAACUAAUUACGAAUAACUACGUUUUCAUCAUUUCAUGAACUCAAUUUUUAUUAUGUAAUAUUUCGAAGAUAUAAACUGUACUCUCUCCGUUAGGCUUCUCAUCACGUUUAUAAAAAAAACUUUAAACAUAGGUAACUUCGUACAUUUUCCAGUGAUAUUAAACUUUGGAUGUUUUUCUAUAGAUAUUAUAAAUUAAUCAAAAGAUCUAAAAAAUGAUCUCUAGAAAGAAGUACCUAACUAUCUUAACACUGGUACGAAUGUUUGAAUCUUAUAAACCCCAAAAAUUGUAUUACAUUCCUAUUGGUAACCUAAACUAAGAUUAUCCAAAGUGCAACAAUGUUACAUGAGGUGAUAGGAAGGAAGCAGGUUACGGUAGCAUCGUUCCAAAAUGGAACAUCUCAGCUCGUCGUCUUUUUCUAAUAGGUAAAAUAUAUUCCAUUAAAAUUCAAAUAAAUUUAUUCAAUAAAUAAAAAGUGACUAGUAUGUACAAUCUUAAACAAUUAAAAUAUAAAAAUUAAAACUAAAGUACCUUAAAAAUUUAAAUAAAACUAAAUUAAAAUAUAUAAACUAAUAAAAAAGACCUCCGCGAGCUGUACCGGGUGCAAAGGUGCCCAUCAAACUUGCCGCAUUGCCACGUUGGAUGGCAAUGGACAACCUUUGCACCAGGUACGAUCCCGCACGAGCAUCGGAGGUCCUUUCCCUCAGCUUAAGUCCCAACUCCCGUAUGAACGCUAUGGCCUCUGACCCCCAACACCCCGUUGUCUCGAAGGCGACGGGAACGAAAUAAUAUUUCGCCUCGAGCGCAGAAUAUUUUGCUCUUUUUAGCAGAGC
Molecule: messenger RNA, 1492 nt
Organism: Leguminivora glycinivorella
Lineage: Eukaryota; Metazoa; Arthropoda; Insecta; Lepidoptera; Tortricidae
Product: plasminogen receptor (KT)
Exons: 5
Coding region: 93-569 (158 amino acids)
Biological process (GO): positive regulation of plasminogen activation
Cellular component (GO): plasma membrane
Source: RefSeq, a predicted model, not a curated record